Messenger RNA from Cetraspora pellucida, 260 nucleotides. Lineage: Eukaryota; Fungi; Glomeromycota; Glomeromycetes; Diversisporales; Gigasporaceae. The record is from the annotation of a GenBank genome assembly.
AUUUUAUUCCAAAAGUUUACGAAUAUGAAAAUAUACUUGUAAAUAAUAAGAUUAAAAUAGAACAAGAAAAAAAUAAAUGUUUAGAAUAUGAAAUAGAAAAUAGAAUAUUGAAAAAAUACAAUGAAAAAUUAGAAAACAUCAAUAAAGAAUUAGAAAAAGAAAUUAGAGAAAUUAGAAAAGAAAUUGAAGAAAAUAACAGAAAAUUUGAUGAUAUUAAAAAUCAAAAUAAUUUAAUUCUAGAAAUUUUAACUAAAAAAUAA